Messenger RNA from Exophiala mesophila, 2199 nucleotides. RefSeq lists its product as uncharacterized. Gene Ontology annotation, molecular function: catalytic activity; pyridoxal phosphate binding; molybdenum ion binding. The transcript is spliced from 3 exons. Bases 318 to 1463 code for a protein of 381 amino acids. The record is from RefSeq and is a predicted model, not a curated record. NCBI's taxonomy places the organism in Eukaryota, Fungi, Ascomycota, Eurotiomycetes, Chaetothyriales, Herpotrichiellaceae.
CCCGUUAUCCAAUCUAUCCCGCAACGUCUAUUAUUUCCAAAUGGAGGUUCUUAGGACUUGAUACUUCUUGAACUCCUCUCUGAAUCAGUCUUUACUGACCCAAUCGCUCACUCCUGGAGAUACUAGCUACCUGUAACGAAUUCACACCUCCUGAAGUCGUCUAAAAUCGCGACCUGACGACAGACCACACUUAUCUCCCUUGACCAGUGCCCAGUCUUACUCUUCUAUCAACGCUCUCCGUCGUUGAACCUCUUUCAAUCCCUUUCAAUCGCCCGUCAACACGAGGCGCGGGGUUCGUCCUUUUUUUUGGGGAAAUCAUGACUGGCGACGAUAGCAAAGGAGGAUCGCGGGGCCAAAUGCGGGUCAAAGAGGUCUACACGUACCCAAUCAAAUCUAUUCGUGGCAUCUCGCUGCCCUCACUGUCCGCUACCUACAAGGGGUUCCCCCACGAUCGACAUUUCAUGCUGUAUUCCGUCUCCAAGAACCAAAACAUGCACAUUGCCAUGUUUACCGAAAUGUGUUUGUUUACUACUCAGUUCGAUGACAAUGCGGCCCCGACCAAGUUGCUCGUUAGUUACGCCAAGGACUAUGCUUUUGCCCGUCCCGAGGUCAAGAUCGAUGAUGGCCGUGAUUCUCUCGAAAUAGAUCUUGCGCCAGACACGCAGGUCUUGGCCCCAUUUGAAAUCACGAUGCAUUCGAGUCCUGUUGUGGCUUACGAUAUGGGCAAACAAGUCAAUGAUUGGUUUUCUUUGAGGUUUGGUCACGAAGUCAAACUGCUUUAUAUUGGUUCAAGCACCCGCAAGGUCUUGGGAAAUGUGUCACCGACUGUGGCUGGGCAACAGCGAGAUGGCUUGCGCACUGGCUCUGCAUCUGCAGAAGCAAAACCUGCUGGCUCAUGGUUGGGGAGUAUCACGUCUACCGCCAAUUCUUUGUUGACUUCUGUCAUGGGCAAACAGUAUGAGGGUGAAGACCACGGCAUCUCGUUUGCCGAUGUGGCUCCAUACCUGGUCAUCAGCUCAACAAGCUGGGAGAAUGCCCAGCGUCGUCUGGACGGUACAGGGGAGCUUCUCGACAUUUCCAAGUUCCGACCGAAUAUUAUCGUCGAAGGGGCUGAAGCAGAAUGGGAGGAGGAUUUCUGGGCUGAGCUUGUUGUUGGAGAACAGAACGCCAAGUUUGUCCUGACGCAAAAUUGUGCCAGGUGUAACAGCCUAAACGUCGACUACGAGACGGGUCAAGUUGGCAAAGGAGAGGCCGGCAAGAUCCUGAAAAAAUUGAACAGCGACAGGAGGGUCGACCCCGGCUUGAAGUGGAGUCCUGUCUUUGGUAGAUAUGGAUUCCUUGCCAAACUCGGCCCGGGGAAGGAGGCAAUUGACAUUGCAGUUGGCGACGAGGUUCAAGUCGCGCGAAGAAACACCGACAGGACCGAGUUUGAAUGGCCUAAUCUCAGCACCAACAACAAGUAAACUCUGCCGAAUUACAAUUAUUCGCAUAGUGCAGAUGCACACUCUGGCUUGUCUAUUCGUUGGUAGGUAUUUUCGUCUGGCCUCUUGGUUAGGCUCUUUGGUGCGAAUCGAGGCAUAUGUCAUUAUCGUGACGGUCGUAAUUAUAUUAGGCGUUUUGGUCAUUUGGCGGAGCGUGCAAACAUGUUUCUGACACUCCCCUGCCGACUCCCACCGAUCCUGCCAUCAAGCGCUUUGGGCGCAUAUCUCGCCUCUGGCUGUCGUAUACCCUUGGCGACGCUGUCCAACACCCACUGGGCGGUCACGUAUUUGAUCCCUUUACCACCAAUAGUGGUGAUCUCUUUGUUGAGCUUUCCGGAUGCCAGGCCGCCCCCACACGUAUUGCCCAAGAUCACAUGGGUAACAGUUCGUCGACCUAGGGCGAAAGAGGCGUUGCCCCCGUGCUGGACAAAUAGCUGUUUGAUCUUAUGAUCAGAUACCAAGGGGGCGGUGGAACCGUUUAAAUAGAAGGUCAGGUUUCGGAAGAUCUGUGGUGGUGGUGGUGGUGGGAUGGGAGGUGUAGUUGUUAUGAGUUGAAAUUUGUCGUCGUCGUCCAAAGUCAUUGUGGUCGUCGCUACCUUCAAGUCAUGUUUGUUAUUCAACGAUGUGAUGGAGUCUUUGCUGUGCGCCUGAUGGAGGUUGUGGGGACUGUUGUGUUGGUCACCUUUUUCCAACUUCUUUGCCCGUUUCAUACUGUCGC